Aedes albopictus (Asian tiger mosquito) is the source of this 855-nucleotide messenger RNA. RefSeq lists its product as uncharacterized. Lineage: Eukaryota; Metazoa; Arthropoda; Insecta; Diptera; Culicidae. The record is from RefSeq and is a predicted model, not a curated record. The transcript has 5 exons. The coding region runs from base 88 to 855 and encodes 255 amino acids.
UGCUCGGAUGUUGCCUAAUUCAGAUUCGAAUUCGUGUUCGUUAGGAGUGCUUGAAGAUUUUUAUAUCCAUUUUUUUCGUAUAGAGAAAUGAAGUGCUAUUUAACGAUAUUUGUUCUCGGAUUAACAAUUUUAGGGCAGUUUCAAACGGCAUCAGCUGGGACUUGCCUAAAAUGUGAAAACUGUUCUGAAGAAAUAACAGACUUCAGCAUCAGUGAGCCGUGUGAAGCCUGUGCUGUAUACAAAAAUGGGCUUAAUCAGAUUGAUCGUGGAUGUUUCAAUAGUCCAGAGAAUAUUGUGCUGGUUUGUCUGGUUGAUAACUGCAAUUACAAGCGAAUACCAUUAUGUGAACAAUGCACGAAUUUGGAAACAUGUGUAACUGUUGCAUGUGGCAGAGAAGAUGACAAGUGCUAUGCCGGAAAAUUUGAUGACCGCCGCGGCUGCACUUCGGAUGGCGUUUACAAUGCGGAAGAAUGGGAUGAUUUCGUAACGUGUACAACGGAUAGGUGUAAUCGGGUGCCGCACUGUGUCGUGUGCGAUUCAGAUAAUCCAAAUGAGGCAAACUGCUUGAACGAGCCGAAAGCAUUCAUUGCAGCGUGCCUUAACCAUGGAUUAGUUCAAGAAGCAAAUUGCUAUCGACAAGUUGACGGAGAGCACUUUCAGCUGGGGUGCACCUCAGCAGGUGAUUUUCCUUCGGGAUGUGGAGAUUCAACUGUUAGCUGCAGAACAUGUGAAGCUGAUGGAUGUAACGCAAAAGCCCUAAUGGAAUGCUACACUUGCAUAGACUGCCCAACCAUCGAGCCUCAACGACCAACACAGUUCUGCAAAGAUAUCUAUUUAUUUGCCGUCUUUAGUUAG